Messenger RNA from Ambispora leptoticha, 477 nucleotides. Lineage: Eukaryota; Fungi; Glomeromycota; Glomeromycetes; Archaeosporales; Ambisporaceae. The record is from the annotation of a GenBank genome assembly.
AUGGCAUCCACACAGGUACCAAUAGAGCAAUCAGCUCCCGAAACAACACCAACAUUGCCAACUGCCUCUGCUAACGUCACCACACCACAAACCGAGCUUGAAACCCUUGCGUUAGAAAGCUUAGCAAAACUUGAUACACUUAUUACUCUCGCUGGUCAAGUAUUUCAAGCACUAGACGUUUAUUCGCGUCGGAAAUUGGUGAACGAGGAUAAUGAAGGGGAAUUUGGACAAAUGGCGAGCGAGAAUUUUGGAAUGGGUGAGAGUGGGAUAAGUGAAGACGUAAAUAGAGAGGAGGGGGGAGUUGAUGCACUGACAGUUGAGAGUGUUGUGGAACGGUAUCGUGAGACGGAGGCAGAGUUGAAGGAGCUUGUCGGCAGAGUUGACGCGUUGAAAAGUACAACUAAUUCUGAUUCUCAUUCUAAUCUGAAAUUAAUAGACCAAAACAGAAACAAUAAUCAGCACGGUAGAGUCGAAUAG